CCGAGCGCAAAGUUUGGAUGAGUAAGGCUGAUUGUCGGGAUACGCUCAUGGCACCAUGGCAGUACCUGCAGCACCCUCCUCAGUACGUCGGGGAAGACAGGGCGUGCUUUCUUGCGAUGGUCAUAUGGUGGACAUCCCGCGAGUACGCCCGGAAGCACGAGGAGGGCAAGCAGAAGCGUUCAGAGAUGGGAGGUGGAUCACAUGUCCUGGGCAGCAAGAACUUGGCCCUUACCUUGCAGGAUGAGGAAGUGAAGACAGGCGUGGCACCAAACUUGUUUGGAUUUUUCCAAAAGUCGAAGACCAGGAAGGAGCCGCAUCCUGAAACGGGGUCCUUGUGGGUCAACGACCUAGCGGAGGGCCAGUGUGGCGCGUACCGCUCGAAGUUCAAGGACAAGCACGGCGAAGACGCCGACCCAACCACCGAAGAGUUUGACGUUGAGGUUGCGGUGCUUGCGGGACAAGGCAAGAAGGGUGGCCGCCUAUGGAUUGCUGACGGGUUAGUCGACCCAAGUACCAUUCCAUCUCUACGCCAGAUCCGUCGUGGGCGUACGAGCGAGCAGCCUCGGGUAGAGACCCGCCCACGGGCUUCGGCUCUAGCUAUCGAGAAGUUACGGGCGGAGAUGGAAGAAAGGGAACGGAGGCACCAAGAGGAGCAGAUGCAGAUGCAGCAGCAGCUUAGGGAGAACAUGCAGAUGCAGCAGCAGAUGUUGCAGCAGAUGCAACAACAGCAGCAGAUGUUCCAGCAGAUGUUCAUGACUUCCCCACCGGGGAGUAGUGCUCCUAGCACGUCGUGUCCUCCUAUGUUCCCACAUUUUAUCCCCACGCCCGAUCCGGCUGUGAUGGCGCUCCUCCAGCAAGCGCCAAGUCAGAGCCCGCUGACACUCAGCUUGACCGUCAACAAUACGGGCAUCAUCCGGAGCUCGCAGCAGCUUUCUAGGUGA
Molecule: messenger RNA, 941 nt
Organism: Lolium perenne
Lineage: Eukaryota; Viridiplantae; Streptophyta; Magnoliopsida; Poales; Poaceae
Biological process (GO): transposition
Source: RefSeq, a predicted model, not a curated record